This is a messenger RNA of Podarcis lilfordi (Lilford's wall lizard), 23798 nucleotides long. Lineage: Eukaryota; Metazoa; Chordata; Lepidosauria; Squamata; Lacertidae. The record is from the annotation of a GenBank genome assembly.
GGAAGACUGGGUGAAAUUUAUAUGCUUCCUUUAUGUUUUAAAAUGGCGUGCCGCAUGAGCAAUAUUUGCAAACAGUUCAAACAGUGUUGGUUUUGAGCUCGUUUAUUUGUUUGCACCCCUCACGAGCGCGAGAGCAACACGGCGCGAGGAAAUGUGCGCGCGCCAGAAGAACGCCUGAGCGGCGACAAAAGCGAAGGCGACACGCCCGUUUUCCCGGGCGGCGUUUUCGGUCCUGGCAAUAAUAAAAAAAAAUAGACCCGUCCUCCCUGCUUUUCCGGACGAGGUUCCACAGCUCACAAAAUUCAAAGGCAACAGGGGCCGCUCCGCCUCCUUGUGUGAGGGGAAGCGACCUCCCAGCGCCAAAAACCAAACCCCAAGGCCGCGACGGGGCUGACCCCGUCCCCUAUUCCCAAUCCAUACCGCUACCCCACCCAGAGAGAGCAAGCGCCCUAGCGCGAGGCGGGCCAUUCCCGCCGCUCUCCGCCCGGGCGCUACUCCUGCGCCCCUCCCCUCCCCUCGCGCGCCGGCGGCGAGUUCCCGCCUCCCGCUGUAGCGCCGCGCGCGCACCUGCCCAGCGCGAGCUGAGAAGGCGAGUCCCCGCGAAGGCGGGACGACGAGGGCAGGCUGGCAGCAGGUGGCCACGCGAGGCUGCCCAGUCCCCGCUGAACUAGCGGAGCAUGUGAGCCCUUCCUUCGCAAGACCGGCUCGGAGUGGAGUGACCGCGCGUGCUGCGCUUCCCUCCGCCAUGGGCCUCCCUUUGCUGCUGGGGCUGCUGCUGCUCUCCCGAACCGGUAAUGGGGCGUCGUGGGGGGCGGGCGCCGUUGAGAAAGGGGUCCGGUGCGGGGAAAAGGCGGUGUUGGAUCUGCUGUAUGUUUUCUACCCUACUCCACCCUACCCCACCUCCCUUCAUGGGGGGUUGCUUGGCGCCCUUCGCCGUCGUGCGGGACUGGCUCUGGGGUUGCGGGCAUAGAGAAUCGGGCACUCUGGGGCGGGCCAAGGGAGAAGUUGUGUGUUCUUCCGCGCCUUUUAGCUUUUGUUUUGCGCCCGCUGUUUCUAAUAGGACCAUCCUCUCUCUCUCUCUCUCUCUCUCUCUCUCUCUCUCUCUGUGUGUGUGUGUGUGUGUUUUCCUGUCCCAAGGCAAAGAGGGUCUGGAAUCCUAUGCCUGUGUUGCUGGGAGGCGAGCCCCCUGAGCGGACUUUGCUUCCAUGUAAGCCCGCUCAGGAUCGGGCUGCGCGUGUCUCUCGGCGGGGCGGUGUCUGGACAGUUGUUCAGGUUUCUGAUCCAGCGCGCGCUCGGCGUCUCGGAUUUGCAGGCGGCGACGGGGAGGACUGUCUGACCACCCUGUUUGCUAAUCACUUUGGGUGUGUUCAGGCCAGGCAGAUCCCCGAUGGCGUUAUUGAUGGGUGCUGGGAGAGAAAGGAAAGAGGGAUGUACGGCCAUAGAAUAGGCUACGGAGGAACAGCGCAGUCCCUAUUCCGCCGUUUGCUAACGGAGGGGAGAAAGUGCCUGUUGCUUACGGGGUAGCUGAUUUGCGGGAAUAAAGAUUUGAUCGCAGAUUUCCAUUUCGAGUGCCAGGCUGUUUUCUCUGUCGAAGAAACUUUCGGCAAGUGGCUGCCAAGCUGUUUGCCGGCCAGAGAAGGGCUGUGACCCUUUCCUCAGCCAGAGAAUUAGAGCCGCUCCGCCGCGCGCUGUAGGAGCAGUUUGCAAUGUGCAACUCGCCUGCUCGAUGGGGUCGUGUUCUUAUAAAUUGGCCCGAAAUUAGAUCUGUGUAUGUUCCGAUUGUGGAAUACGAUCAGAAGGGUUUUUCACAUGACGUUUAUAUAUAUUUUAAAUAUAUGCAUAUGUAUGGUCUGCAUUUAAUUUGCAUAUCAUACACUGGCUAUAUUGGUUUUUAAAUUGCGUUUCACACUUGUCAGGGGCAACAUCAGGGGACAGCUAUCUCCGUCUAGCUCUGUGAGCUUCCCAGACAGAUUUGUUUGAUACAGAGUACUGUUAGGUGGAUCCUUGGUCUAAUAUAACAUAGAAAGGUCUAAUCAAACAUGGACAGCUCUUGGGUUGCUAAUGCAGGAAGGAAAGAUGAAGAGGACCAUUUUAAAAUGAAAUGCACAUUCCAUCUGAUGUGAAUUUUAGCAUGGCAUUAUCUGUCAUGCUGCUGCGGGUGAAAUCUUCCAAGGAUGACCUAGAGCUCUCCAAAGCAGCUCAUGCCAUGGGGCAGCAAGGCGCCGGGGGAUGUUGGACAGCUACUGAGCCCUAGGAAGCACAGCCACCUGAAGGUGCAGGCUUAGUUAGGCACUGGAGUGCAAGCCUGAGGAACAAGCACUACACCAGAGUAAAGUGAUACUUGUGUGAAAAAAGCUAUUCAUGAGUAGACCAAAUCCUCAGGCAACCCAGAUGCCCUGCUGCUGUGCUCAGACUAAAAAUCAUUCAGUUCAUGGCACAAAGUGCUGUAGCCGUAAAUUUGCUCCAUUGCCCUGAUGACCGCAUCCCUGUCUACCUAGCUGUUCAAUUCAAGACCUCCCCCACAUCUCACAUUUUGACUUCAGAUUGCCUUUGACCUUGCUUCUUAACCUGCCCCUGGGUUUGAACAUGCAACUAAUACCAAACUGAGUCCAGUACUGUCCAUGGUUAACUGUCAGCUGCUCUGUCCUUGCGUCACCUGGAACAGGACAUUAUAAACUAGGGAAAUACUGGUAAUGGGGUGGGGUUUUUUGUAUCAUGAAUGAAAAUAUCACAGAAAGGGCUGUUGUGUUUACUGUAUCUGUGAUCUGAAAAUAUAAAACAUACUUUUGUUAGAAUAGCUCUAAUCUGCUCACUUUCCUGCAUUAACAACAUUAACACAUGCACAGAUUGCAUGGGAGUGAGUCAAAAUGCUUUGUCAAACAUGAAAACACUAUUCUGCUUUCUACCCUGUAUUAACAUAAUUCACAAGUGACUCAUUCCAGACUAAACUAAUAUGAAGACUUCUUUUAUUUUUGAAACUUGUAUUCAUCUUUAGUUUGCGUGGUAGAAUUGAACUCUUACCUUUGGGAUAAGGCAAUAUAGAGUUUGAAGGCUACAAUCCUAUGCACAUUUACUCAGCAGAAAGGAUACAAUGAGCCCUUUCUGUGGUGGCUCCCUGCUUGUGAGAUGCUCUCUCCAGGGAGGCUCACCUGGUGCUUUCUUGCAUAUCUUUAGAUGCCAGGCAAAAACAUUCCUUUUCUCUCAGGCCUUUGGCUUAUUAAACAACCUAUGGCCUUUUAAACUGUGUGUGUUUAUGGGUGUUUAUUAUUUUUGUUUUACUAUGUUAUGCAUUUUUGUUUUUUAUAUUGUAAACCACCCUUUGAUCCUCAGAUGAAGGGCAAUAAAGAAAUUUAACAAGUAAAUGAAAAUAUACUGCUUGGUAAACAGGAGUAGGGUCAGCCUUUAUGGAACCACAUGCAUUGUUCACUUGCAGGGAAACCAAAUUUCCUUCCUUGGAUCCCCCACAGAAUUGGUUCACAAACUUUAAUCUAGAAACAUAACACAAUGACGAUUAUAUUAAUUUUAGAUAGAUAUACCACUGGCUGUACCACUGGCUGGAUGCGGGUGGCACUGUGGUCUAAAGCACUGAGCCUAGGGCUUGCCGAUUGGAAGGUUGGCGGUUCGAAUCCCCACGACGGAGAUUCCCGUUGCUCAGUCCGAGCUCCUGCCAACCUAGCAGUUCAAAAAUACGUCAAAGUGCAAGUAGAUAAAUACCGUAUUUUUCGCUCUAUAGGACACACUUUUUCCACUCCAAAAAUGAAGGGGAAAUGUGUGUGCGUCCUAUGGAGCGAAUGCAGGCUCCUAUAGUGCAAGUAGAAAAAAAGUACUGCUCCAGCGGGAAGGUAAACGGCGUUUCCAUGCGCUGCUCUGGUUUCACCAGAAGUUGCUUAGUCAUCCUGGCCACAUGACCUGGGAAACUGUCUGUGGACAAACGUCGGCUCCCUUGGCCAGUAAAGCGAGAUGAGCACCGCAACCCCAGAGUCGUUCGCGACUGGACUUAACUGUCAGGGGUCCUUUACCUUUACCUUAUUAUCACUGGCUACUUUUAAUGACCUGGGAGAUAUGUUUGACCACCUGUACUGAGAGAUGUUGAAUCAGUAUUCAUCACAAGCGGUAAGAAACACAAUAAGAGUCCUGAUAGAGCAGAUUGAAAGUACAUCUAGUCUAGCAUCUCAUUUCCCAUAUCUACAAGCCAGCUGUCUCUGGCAACUCUGCUAGUAGCACAUGAACACAACAGCACUCUCCUGAUGUUGUUCCCCUUUAGCUGGUAUUCAGAGGGAAUCUGAUUCUGGAGGUAGUAUAUAGCCAGCAUGGAUAAUAUUCUUGAUUGAGUAAUAAAGAGUAAUUUAGUAGAGAAAUGUGAUGUUUAGCACUACCCAUCUGCUAUAUAACUGACUUUCUGUGUGUAUUGAAACAGCAUUUGGUGGCAUUAUAUCUGUCAGCAUUUACUUCUCUAUUGAAAUUAUGCAGAACAUCAUAGCUAAUGACCCUAUAUCCCUUGCUUCUCCCUUUUACAUCUCGCAGGGCAUUGGUAAACAGUAUGGUAGUUAGCAGCAUGUAGCAUUUUAAUCACCAUGUAAAAAUGGUGAAGGUUAUUAUUUUCUCUAGAGAAACUGCUCAGUUUCUUUUUUGUGGUUUAAACCCCUAGUUCAUGCAUGACCAAACUUGGCCCUCCAAAUGUUUUGGGACUACAAUUCCCACUGUUAGCUAGGGAUGAUGGGAGUUGUAGUCCCAAAACAUCUGGAGGGCUAAGUUUGGCCAUGCCUGCCCCAGUUCAUCUGCUUACCUGCCUUUGAGCUGUUCCCCUGGGCUUAAUUGAUCCAGAAAGAGUGAUCUGUGCUGGCGCGCAUUACCUCCUUGCUUCUGCAAGUGGCACCCUAAAAUUCCAGGCAGCGACAGAGGAUCUAGGCCAAGCAUUGUCACAUCCAAGACAUUACGCUUAAUGCCAGACUGCAAAGGUUCAUUAGAGCUGCUGUGGGCCUUGGGCACCAGAUGGCAGGUGAGGAGCCAACCCUGCAGUAGAACAACUGUCCCACUUCAGCUUCAGAGAGUGCUAUAGCUGAAACUGGUUGUGCACCAGCAGCUGGUGUUGGAAGCUCCUUUGCAGUCCUUGUUGGGCACACUGGGCAAAGAGGACCUGUUGCCUGACCCCUUGUUGCUUGUUAUUUCUCUUUUUCCCCUAGGCAGUCAGCUAUGCAUCCUGGCCCCGCUUCCCUUCCUCUACUUCUGCAUCUCCUCCCUGGUGCAUGUCUCAUUUGCAGCCAGCUUCUGUUUCUGUAGUGGGCUGUACUCCUGUUGACUGUACUCCCAUCCCCAAGGUUUAGGGGACUUCCUGCCCAGGUAGGACAAGGUUGGUGGUUGGUAGUGCUCCCCCACACCCAGGGGUAAGCCUAUCACUGGCACAACACUUCCAUCCACCUGGCUGCUCUUUGGAUUGUGGGCUGUGAUUGCCCUGAUUAGACAGUUGCCUGGCCCUUCCUCCCUUCCCUACACGAAUGGUUGUGGUAUCCCUGCAGAUGGUUGUGUUCCUCCUGCCAUACGAGGUGUGGUGGUGGGAGAGACAUGAAAGAUGGUUGCAGCAGCUAUACUUUGUAAGACAGUUGCCCCCUUUCCCCUGCAUAUCUCUGUGGGAUGCUCUAUAGUCAAAUCCCUGCCAUACAUUUAAAAUACAUCUAAAGCACAUGGCUCUCUAAAAAAUCCUGGAAACUGUUAUCUACCCAUCACAGAGUCACAAUUCUCACAAUUCUAUGUGGGAAGCCCAUGUGCUUUAAGUGUAUGCUGUGGAAGUGAUCUGUCCGAAUUUCCUAAAGUCUGUUGUUAAGUGUAUAGUAAGAAUGCUUGGGAUUCAAUAGAUGUUAACCAAGCCAUAAUAAAAAUUGAAAAUCAAUAUGCGAAGAGAAACACUGAAUGUAAAUCAAAAGCACACUGAGGGAAAUGAGAGAUGGUGGACAGGAAUAUGAGUGUUUUAGAAUGGGGCCAUAUUUCUAUGUUGGGGUGGGGAACCUUUUCAGUUUGAGGGCCACAUUCCCUCAUGACACACCUGAGAGGGGUGGGAAAAGCCGGAGACAAAAGUGGAUGGGGCUCUUAUUUUUCUGCCGAAAGCUCCAUUCCCAGCCACACACAUGCCAGAGAUUUCUAAAGGCCCUCAUGCGCACGUAUCUUUCCAUUUUCCAUCCAGGCAAGGAAGAAGCUUUAUCACAAUCCAAGGACACAUUCCAGACAGACAAAAGCACUUGAGGAGAGCACCGAGCAAGGCUGGUGAGGGAUAAGGCCAAGCUAGAGGAGUUCAGACCUCAAGGGAGCCCCUAGGGCCAGAUAGAUCUAGUGGGCCACAUUUGGACCCUGGGCCUGAGUCCCCCCACCCCUGCUGUAUGUGAUAGAAAUUUGAGGAGCGUUUCAUUUCUGCAACUGUCAUUUUUCAAGGACAAGAACAUCUGCCCUUCAAGCAUGGUUCAGUCCGCGCUGUUCUCCAUUUGGCUCACAUUCAAAUAUAGAAACCACUGCAGUAACUGGUUGGACCUGAAAUGAGUCUAUUUAUUAGUGGUUAUAGUAAGAUGCCAAACGUGAUACCAGGAAGUCUGUCUGUAGCUGUCAUUUCUGUCGCUUAUGUAAGUAUCAGGACGUGAGUCUGGAGCUGGUGCCAAAUUGCUGAAGUGGACUGGAGGUUCAAACAGCACUGCUGUCAAAGACUGGGCCCAUCUAUUUCACCAAAAUGUAGAUUUCCACCAAAAUUCAACACCAAAGUAUAAUCCUGCCCAACUGGACACUGCUGCUUUUUAAAAAAAAAAGGCUUUAGAAACUCUUGAUUUUAUGUCAGAAGAAUAGAUUAAAGUGUGGAGAUCUUCCUUUCUUCUAAAAAGCAUUUAAUGCAAGGAGUGGUGAUCUUUACAUGCUAGCAAUUAUCAAUUGCCAACAGCAAGAGGUAGAUAAAUGUAGAUUUGUAAAAAGAACUCUCAUACACAUCCAUUGGAAUAUCAAAAUAAAAACCAUACUAUAGCAAUGGGAGGAAUUAAGUGUAGCACUAUGGCGUUUGUUUUGUCAGAACAAGCUUUUCAGCUUGCCAGAUGGAACAGCACCCUUUCUCUUCCCGCUUUACACUGUUUUGAGACUUCUUCCAAAUCGGGGACGAAACUAGGCUUUAUUUCACCCGGGUCAAAGACCCAGUUUGGCACACCCCCACCCCUACAUUUACACACACACACACACACACACAGCCUCAGUGGGAGUCCUCUGGAGGCUUAACAUAGGGCAAGAGAAAGACUACCCCCCACCCUGUAGUUACAGCUCUGACUGAACUCACACCCCCCCCCCAAAAAAAGCCAAUGGGGGGGACAGUGAGGGAAGUCCUGUUGCACUAGCUGGAGUCCUUGUCUUUGCUUCCUCCAGUAGGACUUGUUACUUGAAUCCCACACAUCUCCCCCCCCCACUUUGAUAAUAUGAACAACAGGAUAGGCAAAGCAUACAUGUGUGCUAAUCCACAUUAGUGAUUGUGGCAGUAUAAACAUUCCAGAUUGCUUAAUUCAGCAAAAAGCAGGAGCUUAUGCUUGUGCCCUUGAAGGGAUGAGAAAGUGGCUGCAGUAUGUGAAUUUAUGAAAUGCUAACACACACUCUCUCUACUUGAACAGGAGGUCUCCUUGUUCUCUCUCUUGAUCAGCCGCACACCUGUAUAACAGCAGAGACCCUUUGCUUGGCUGAGCCUGCCUGCAGCGCCGCUUAUCAGACCUUGCAAAACUGUUCCCAGUCUUUUUCCAAGAGCAGUUCCCUCCCUGACCAAGAAACCAGGAACAGAUGCUUCGCGGCAGGAACAUUUGUAAGAAACAGUUAUUUUCAGGAAUGCAAGUGUCACCGGCGCACACGAAAGUUGGAGCAGCUGUGCCUGCGCAUCUACUGGACUGUUCAUUUUGGUGAGAUAGAAGCUUUGCUCACUUUUCAUUUUGUAUUAUCACUGGUGGCGGGAGGAUAAGAAUUGUGUGCCCCACUCCAGAGCAAUACCUGAAUAUCUGGGAGAAGACCCUUGGACCUGAUUGCAAAAACAAAACAAAAAUAUUUGCACCAAGUCAAGACUAGCAAUUGUCUGGCUGACUAGAAAGCGUCUCCCCAGGGUCUCAGUCUUCCUACAUCUAGCCUUGUUUCUUGAAAUUCUUUUUAACCAGAGAUGCUGGGGGUUGAUUUUUGGAUCUUCUGCUAUGGCUCCUCCCAAAGAAUAGAAAGCUAUUAGAAACCCAUUGCUUAAUUUUUGCUACCUUGAAAUUUUAUUUUCCACGAUGGUUUACAAAAAGAAUAAAAACAUAUAUAUUUGAAUGUUUACAUUGACAAUAUUCUAAAAUAGAUGUCAAAAUCAAAAAAGAUCCCUCAUAAUUGUUUUUUAGACUGAGCAGGAUAUUAAGGUGUGGCUCUUCUCUUUCUGUUAAUUAAAAUCUUAAGCAUUUCCUGCUUAGUUUUAUGUGCCCCGGCCCCCGCAUUAAGGAGCCAACUGGGAACAUGUAGAUAGACUUAUUUUCCACAUGCAGCUGCCUGCAAGUGCUCUCCCACGCUGAAGAUGGAGGGCCUUCUCUGUUGUGGCCUCUCCUUUAUGGCAUAACAACAUCAUCAACAACAACAAUUUAUUAUUUCUACCCUGCCCAUCUGGUUGGGUUUCCCCAGCCAGUCUGGAUGGCUUUCAACAGAACAUUAAAAACAGAAUAAAACUUCAAACAUUUAAAACUUCCCUGAACAGUGCAUGCUGUCCCUUGGGGCAUUUUCCCUUUUUUGCCAAUUAUUUUUAUUGGUUUUCCAAAGUUUUCCUUGCACUUACAUUAAUAAAUGUUGGUACCAGGCAAAUAGUUUUCAAUUCACCCAGUUUUUUAUGAAAUUAUUUUUUAAUGCUGUAUCAUUGUUUUUAAUUUAGCUCUGAAAGAAUUUUAAUCUGUGCUAGAUUGACAUGUGUUUUAGCUUUGUAUUGCUCUUGUGCUUUUAUGUAAAUGGAUAUGUUUAGAGUUGCAUUCUGCUGCCUUGGUUACCUUUUUUUAAGAGUUCAUAUUUUGUGAUUUUCUGUUUUAUUCAUUACACACAUAACUUAUAGUGUGACUCCUAAGUAAAUAAAUUUAUUUUGCACAGAUGACUUUCAUUUAGAGGUGUCACCCUAUGAAGAUGCAGACAAUGAAGACUCUUCAAAGACCAAUUACAACAAACUGUCAACUAGGAUUUCAGGUAGAACCUAUACUAAAAUUUGGUUGUCUUUUCUUUUCCUCAGGACCUACAUACUACAGCUGAGUUUUUUUAGGGAGAAAGGAAAUGUUUUAUAAGCAAUUUAAAGGUAGCGUCAAGCAGACUAAUGCUAGGAUGCCAGGGUAAACAUAUGGUCUAGAGGUGAGGGAUAUCAGCAUAGACCAAAAAUAAAACACAAACUCAAAUCUGAAAGGCAGAAACAACUGUUAUUAUAAUGUAACAGAAAGCAGAAAGUAUAAGACUCUCAAAGAUAAAGUAGUCCUGUGAGGUAAAUUUUCCACAGAAAAAAAGUUUUAGUCUGAGAGGAAUCUUCUGAGAGGUAACAGCAGUAGCAGCCAAAAGAAAACUCACUGGGUAUGUAGAAGGUAUCACACCUUUUGAUGUGUGUACACAGAGAAUAGGAGUGCGCCACCCACCAAAACUCUGGCCUAGUAUAAAAUCUUCCCAAAUGAGGUUCUGCAUAAGGGUAGAACCCAUCCAUGUGAUUGCUUCCCCCAGCCUUCAAGUCUACUCUGAUGCUGCACAGAGUAUCUGGGUAGAUUACCCAGGGCAGCAACACCAGUGUGCAUGGUGCUUUUCAGAGCACAGAAGGACAAGUGCCUACUCCAAGGAGUCUACAAUCUAAAGCUUCACACAGGGCAAACUAUGAAGGAAAAGGAAGCAGGUGUAAAUAAAUGAAUUUCUGAAUUGCAAAGUGAUAUUGGAAAUUGCUUUGACUACAUUUUCUUCGUGUUUAAUCCACAUCUUCAUGGAAAUAAUCUCUGGAACCCACUACAUAUUCUUGUCUUUCUGUGACUUUUGUUGGCUCCCAUAUAGCUAUGGAUAGGACAAAUCCCUGCCUGCAUGCCACAAACGUUUGCCACUUGAACCACAAGUGCAUGCGUCUGCGCUCACUCUAUGCCCAGACCUGCAGCACAGAGACCACCUGUGAUCGGCGCAGAUGCCACCGACACCUGAGACACUUCUUUGAGAGGAUCAGCGCGGAUUUCACCAAGAGCCUUCUCUUCUGCCCUUGUCAAGACGAGGUCUGUGGUGAGCGGCGCUGGAAUACCAUUGUCCCGGAGUGCUCUUUCCAGAGCAGCAGCAGCAGCAAGCCAAACUGCCUCAUCCUGUUGGACUCCUGUCUGAAGGACAAUAUCUGCAAGUAGGUCUGGCACCAAGGGCGUUGGAGUGGCCGCCAUAGUAAGCUAUUAGUUGUAUGAGGCACAAGUAACUGGAUCCUCAGGCGGAUUGUACAUUUGAUACAGUAAAAGAAGGAAAUAAAACUAUAUGUUUCCAUAAUGCCUAACAAUUUAGAUAGUCCCAGUCUAUACACAUUUUAAUUUUAAAAUGCAAUCUUAUGUUUUUGAAACAGCAGAUCAGGAAAAGCAUCACCUAAAUCAGGGAUGGACAAUUUCUACAUACUUGAGAGCCACUUUAUUCUCCAGACAGAUGUCUGUGAGCCAGAGGUGGUCAGUUUCAUAAUAAAAUUGGAGACCAUCUAGUAAGAAGGACUUUGCUCUUAAGGAGAGCAUAUGCUCAAUAUGUAUGUUUAUAAAAGGUAAAGGAUCCCUGGACAGUUAAGUCCAGUCAAAGGCAACUAUGGAGUGUGGCGCUCAUCUCGCUUCAGGCCGAGGGAGCCAGUGUUUGUCCACAGACAGCUUUCCAGGUCAUGUGGCCAGCAUGACUAAACCAUUUACCUUCCUGCCACAGCGGUACCUAUUUAUCUACUUACAGUGGUGGGCUUUUGAAUUGCUAGGUUGGCAGAAGUUGGGACACAGCAACAGGAGCUCACCCCAUUGCGUGGAUUUGAACCACUGACCUUCCAAUCAGCAAACUCAAGAGGCUCAGUAGUUUAGACCACAGCGCCACCCGGUCCCCUUGUACGUUUGUAUAUUACAUUAAACAUGUGAGAGAUGUAGGACUAACAUGUCUGUUCUAUAAAGUAUUUUUGGUUAAGCCGCCAGUUGCCAGAAAACACUGCUUCAGGGGCCAUGUAAGCCAUGAGCCAUCAGUGGCCCAUUCCUAAUGUAGCUACAGUGGUACCUCAGGUUAAGAACUUAAUACGUUCUGGAGGUCUGUACUUAACCUGAAACUUUUCUUAACCUGAAGCACCACUUUAGCUAAUGGGGCCUCCCGCUGCCGCCACGCCGCCAGAGCACGAUUUCUGUUCUCAUCCUGAAGCAAAGUUCUUAACCUGAAGCACUAUUUCUGGGUUAGCGGAGUCUGUAACCUGAAGCGUCUGUAACCUGAGGUACCACUGUAUUACUUUUAAGAUGAAGAUCUAUGAUGUUGCUUGGCUUUGCAUAAAAAGUGACUUUGGUUUAUAAACUACAGGACAAAUGAAUAAAGCAAUCUCUGUGGUGGUAAAGAAAGCCCUCGUUCUGAUAGUUGUUAUCUUCCACCAGAUCCCGGCUGGCAGACUUCCAAGAGCAAUGCAAGCCUUCAGGCACAUCUUCAGAUGGCUGCUCUCCGCACAACCAUGCUGCAUGCCUGGAGGCUUACAUGGGGAUGGUUGGUAUGUGCUGGGUCCAGAGGAAUUCACUGGGAGCUUGAUGAGGGUUAUACCAUUAGACAUACCUGGGGGGGGGUGUGUGCAAUGUAAGGUCCUGCCUUCCCGGUCUAUGGAACAGAGAGUGAGAAAGGAGCGUAAGCUUCUCUGAGCUGUAGGAAACUCCCUCUUCUGAAGACUUGGUCCAUCUUCCUUCCCCUUAUAGCUGAAUACUAUUCCACUUUCACGUUCACUCUGAAGUUGGAGGAGGAACAUUAACCAUCAGUUUCUUAUGUUAGGUGGUUAUUAGCCAUGGUAACGAAAUGGAGUGUCCAUGUCUAGAAGCACUACACCUCUGAUUUUGAUAUACUGAUGCCAGAAGCAGGAUCACUAUCCCCUUCAUGCCCUUCCUAUGAAGCAUUUGGCUGACCACAGCAACAGUGUGGUUAUGCUUUAGUUAAUUACAAUUUUUAAAAUUAGAUACAUUUUUAUACCUUUCCCUCCCGCCAAUCUGGAGCACAGAGCGACUUCACAUCAGAAAUCCUUAGAAAGAGUUUGAGAUUGGCAGGAUGUUGAAUUGAGCAGAUUGAGAUAGCACAUUCUGGGGUUAUGGAAAGCAUGUCUAGACUGGUGGGUCUGUAUCUUUUGACUCAUUGGUAUUCCAUAUGGGAAAAUUCUGACUCUUUGUUUUUUUCGGUCUUGAAAUAGGUACACCUAUGACCCCCAAUUAUGCCAGCAAUUCCAGUACUGAAGUCACACUGUGGUGCUCCUGCAAGGACAGUGGCAAUCAGAAGGAGGAUUGUGAGCAAGUCCUCAGCUCCUUUGCCAGCAACAGAUGCCUCAGUAAGUCAUCCAAACAUAUGCCAGACAUUUAGUCCAUCUACCCCUAUUAAUUGUUAUCCCCUUUUCAUAAUAAUACUAGAAGUCAACUUUUCUCUGAUUAAUUUAAUUUGGCAGCAGAUUCAGGACAGGCAAAACAAAGUACUUCUCUAUCCAGAGAAUUCACUGCCACUGGAUUUUAUGCAUAUAUUAAAUUUAAAUCCACCUUUUCAUUGAAGGCGCUCAAGAUAAUGUGUUUUAUAAAGGAUCAGAGAAGUUCAUAAAAGAAAGAUCUGUCAACUUAUUUGUUGUUUAGAAACAUCCAUAAUGUUAGAGGUUGUAUGUUAGAAGUUGGCUACAAACAGAGACAUCUUGUUCCGGGGUGGGAAACCUUUGGCCUUCCAGCUGUUGUUCCCAUCAUCCCUGAGGGCAAAUUGGCUGGGUCUGAUGGGAGUUGGAGUCUAGCAAUAGUUACCCCUUCCCAUCUAGCUACUGGCCUCUUGCCUACAUACAAAUUUACCAGAGGCAUCUAGUCAGCCUCUUUUGGAAACAAAGGUCCUUUAUUCUGAUCCUUUAGGGUACUUCUAGGGUUCUUGUUGCGCAUCAAGCAAGGGAUGGGAAACUUGUAGUCCUCCAAGUUAUUACUGGGCUACAGCUCCUAUAUCUCCUGACUAUUGACCAUGUUGACUGGUCAAGUGUUGGAAUCUAACAGCAUCUGGAAGACCAGAGGCUCCCCAUCCCUGUUAAUUAAUCACUCCGGCAUUUACAAAUUCAUUUGUUCUAACUAGUCCAGUGGACUUUACAUCAGCUCAUUGAUCCUGCUGCUUGAGCAUAAAAUCAGAUAUUGGCCCUAACUUUGUCCAAGUCCUCCUCUCUGUCUAUUAUUGUCAACGCAUCUCUUAAAAUGUUUGGUCUUGCUAAGAUUUAAAUAUUUUAUGACUAUAAAAGCUCACAGAGGACGUAAAACAGAACCAAAGCUUGCUUGUUAAACAUUUAAUACCUCGGCUUCUUAUCUGUUGAUUAUAUUUAUGGAAAAGUUUUUCAUGCCCCCCCCUUAAGAUUUGGGCUCUUCUUUGACCAAACGUGCUGCUCCCCUUUGGAAGGAAGAUAAGCCAUGCCCCUGCAGACAUUGGCUGGUCUGUGUUCCCUGUAUGCACCCCUACAACAUGGAAACAGCAGCCCAGCUAAAUCAUGACACCUAAAGCACAGUGGCAAAUUCCGGAGUAGACUUGCAGUGGGUUAAUUGCCACAUGCUUCGGCAAUCAAAAAUCAAUUAAAAAAAUUUGUUGAUUCACUAAAAUCAAUCAAACUGUACACAAGGAGUGUGCAGUGUUUUCUUGCUCAAGAGCCAUAUCCCCUCGUAGGCAACUUUGGGGGAGGGGGGCACACAUGCCAAUAAGUGGGUGGGGCCAGGGGCAAAAAUGAGUGGAUUAAUAAAAGUGGCUCCUAACUUGGUUCGGGACGCGGGUGGCGCUGUGGGUAAAACUUCAGCGCCUAGGACUUGCUGAUCGCAUGGUCGGCGGUUCGAAUCCCCGCGGCGGGGUGCGCUCCCGUCGUUUGGUCCCAGCGCCUGCCAACCUAGCAGUUCGAAAGCACCCCCGGGUGCAAGUAGAUAAAUAGGGACCGCUUACCAGCGGGAAGGUAAACGGCGUUCCGUGUGCUGCGCUGGCUCGCCAGAUGCAGCUUGUCACGCUGGCCACGUGACCCGGAAGUGUCUGCGGACAGCGCUGGCUCCCGGCCUCUAGAGUGAGAUGAGCGCACAACCCUAGAGUCUGGCAAGACUGGCCCGUACGGGCAGGGGUACCUUUAACUUGGUUCAGCAGGCUGUAUUCAAGCCAUGCAAAAAGUCAGAGAAUUCCAUACAUGACUACACAAACACUUCUCUCUGUCAUUCAGGCAAGCAAGAGGCGAUGGUGCAGUUCAAGGACAUAUUUGAGUCAGAGAAAAGCACUCGAGCACAGAGCAGGGCUGUUGAGAGUGUGGCCUGGGAAGGGGGCAUGGCUUGGGGUGAUUCAUGGGGUUUGGAAGAGCCCCUGGAGGGCCACAUUUGGCCCCUGGGUCUGAUGUUCUCCCCCCCACUGUAGAUGCAUGCAUAGCCAAAGCUGAGCAGAAAAGGUCUGCUGGCUCCCUCUCAGGCCAUUUCCAGGCACCAAUGCAUGGCUGUCUUACAAUAAUUUAUCCUGUUAGUUACACCUGGCGCUCAAAGCCUCCGGGACCCAGAAUGUGUAACCUGACUCUGUAUACAUGCAUUCAGGUCCUCACACAAUCUCCUGCGUGUUCUCUGCUUUACAGGAAGUGCAAUCCAGUCUCAGAUGAUCUUAAACCAGAGGAAUAUGGAGGUUCAGGAGCAGCUGCAGUUCACACCUUCCCUGAAUUUCCAGGGAGAUGCCACCAGCACAGAUGGCACAGUUUUCACUUCAGAAAUGCGUUGGGUACGAACCGUUCCUUCUGUUUGACACAAAGCCAGCUUGUUCUGAAUCCGUAGCAGGGAUAUGGGGAACCUGUGGCCCCACAGAAGUUGCUGGUCUCCAAGCUCCCAUCCAUCCAGUAAUGAGGGGACGAUGCAGCUGCAGUCCAGCAACAUCUGGAGGACCACAGGUUUCCCAUUCCUGAUCUGUAGCGUAAGUGGAGUCAGGUAUGUUGUUAUGCGCCUGUAAAGCAAAUGGUUGGCAUAACAAGGUUGCUUUAGUUAAGUGUGUUCUAUUGUGGGAGAAGGUUGAGCAAAGAAGCUGGCACCUUUGUUCCCAGGGAUGUCCUCAGGUCUUCUGAGCAGAGCAGGGGACACCAUGCAAGUGGAAAUGGUGCUGGUGUGGAAAGGAGGGAUUCAAAUGAGAUGUUGUGACGGACAGCAGAUGUAUCCAGUCAUGAGUUCUCUCUCUCUCUCUCUCUGCCUUUCUAGGAAGCUGAGAAAAGUAAGAUGCAGCCAGAGGUCCUCAUGCAAGACGGAAGAUCGUUUCCUAACUCUGUCUACUCUGGAGCUCAUCUUUCUUCGCUCACUUUGACCUUCACGCUGCUCCUUCUGUUACUUUGUCCGCCAUAACAUCAUACAUCUGGCAUUGCUCCUGACUUGUAUUUCCAUGAGAAGGGAAACUGGACAUUGUUUCAUGCCAAAGAGGAAGCACUGACCACCGCAAGCCUCUUCCCAGUGCUCAGCCCCUUCUGCCUAGAACUCUGCCACUUUCACUCGCUGUUCUAUGCAAUGUUGGCCUGCCUGUGAAAGGAGCAGGGGUGCUGGUUCUCUUUCCAGUGCCCACAAGGAAAAGAAAGCAGGCAGCUUGGAGAUUCUAGGGACCUAUUGCCUUCCAAUAUUUUUUAUUUUAAGAGGAAGGCACCCAUUGCCUCUAGACUAGCAAAUGAAAUGCUAUUUCUGGCUUCAGGCUUCUGCCUCCAAAUCUGGAUUCUCUACUUUUUGGUGGUGUUCAGGGCCAUGUUUGUACGCAUGUCCAUUUCUUUAGACAUACAAAACAAAACUUGACAGUGAUGCUAAAUUGUAUCCUCUGCACUUAACCCUUUCUGCCCCUUUGUUGUGACUCAUGAGACAUUUAACACCUCAGAGCUAGGCUGGGCUUCUGUAUUCAUCUUAGUAACUUUCCUGUCUGGUAUUAUAUGAGCCUUCUAGGCUUUCAUAGGAAUUUGCAUGCAGGCUUACUAAGAUUUUACCCACCAGAGUUUCCUCGGAGCAAUGAAGUCUCUCCCCUGAGCUGCAGAGCAAAUAUUUGUUUCCAUAUGUGGCUCCCAAGCAUCCCUCCACAUGUGUUUCUCUACAUUCUGUAGCACCAGACAUUUAUCCAUAAUGUAAUAAUUCCAGAUGUAAAGAUUUGUGUGGUGUAAACUGCUGUUCAUUUGUGCUGCAGUGGAAUGUUGCCCAUUUCUAGGCACACAUUAAUAAUUCACACCCCCAUUGUGUCACCACUUCCUUGUUGGCUGGCUUAAAUUUUUGGAAGAGGUAGCAAGCUAACUGCUACAACCUCCCUGUGUUACUGUUUGGUGGCUGUGAAAGAUGCAGUCAGUAUUGCAUCUUGUUUCUCUCCUACUCCCCAAGAAAAAUAGACAAUGUUGUGGUUGCCAAAGUUUCCUGCCCUAUAUUUGGGAGUGGGUGGGGAACAAGGGCACAAUCCAUCUUUCUGUGAAUGUUCUACCACAUCAACCAGUGACGACAAUGCCUCUGUGAAUUUCAUGUUUUUCUCAUCCAGGUAUGAGUUACUUAUUUGUGCCCAGUGAAGGGGUCUCUGUACUGCCCACCAGCAUAGGCUCUGUUUCUAUGUACAUUUACUGAUAGAUUUUGUCUCAAACAUUGAGGUAUCAUUUGGAAAGGCCUGCCAAUCCAUUCUGCAGUAGUAAUGGUGUUUAUUAUUAUUCCAGCUCUUUACUGAAGGCAAAAAAGGAUUUGCUUGUACAGUGGUACCUUUGGUUGCGAAUGGGAUCCGUUCCGGAGGCCCAUUCGCAACCUACAUCUGCGCACACAUGGUUUGCGAUUUCCCGCUUCUGCACAUGCGCGUGACGUCAUUUUGCGCGUCUGAGCAUGCGUGCACAGGGAAACCUGGAAGUAACCCUUUCCGGUACUUCCGGGUCGCUGCAGGACACAACCUGAAAACGUGCAACCUGAAGCAAACGUAACAUGAAGUAUGACUAGCGUUUUUAAAAUGUUUGUAGCUGGUUGUAGCUGUACAAAUAACUUUGAAAGCAUGUCUUCUUAAACAAGGCAAGGAAUGUGAAAGGGUUACAAUAAAAGUUUAUUAGUUUUUUUUAAAAAAAGAAAACAAGAAAAAUAAAUAAAUAUUGGGUUUGGCAGUGUAAUACUGGCACAGAAUAUGUAUUGGAUCCAGGCACCUGAAGUGUUGUGGGAACCCAGACCUUGGAACAGGCUUAGUAUCCAUAUAAGCUGAAAGCUUUUGCAACAGUGCAAAUGUUUUUACAACAUUCCUAGGGUAAGCAAGUCCUGAGUGGAAAAUCAUGGGAAGUCUUAAACUUCAUUUGUAAAUGCUUUCUCAUAAGCCAAUUUGCAUUUCACAACACUGUUCUCUAUUCUAGUUCAGUUGCCAAAUCAGGCUUACUUAUACAACAUAGCAAGUUACAAAAAUAAAGUUCAGCAAUUUUAUCCAGCUAAGAAGCAUACUUAUUGUAAGAUUUCAAGUCCACAACCCAGUCCGCAAUAGGUCCAGUACCCUUGUGCGGUGGGAUUGGUCCCAGUAGCGCAGGGGUCACCAACCUUUUUAGGCCAGGGCAUACUUGUGAAAUUUUGAAAAACUGCUGUGAGCACCAGUCAUAAAAUGGCGGCUCCAGAGGUGUUUAAAUUACACAAAAUGGCUACCUUGGGGCAUGGCAGAAUAUAUAAUGGCUGCCACAUCUAAAAGAACAGAAAAAGAGACAGGGCCACAAAAUGGUGUGGGAGUGGCCCACAACAGUGCACACAGCCCUGCCAUCAAUGGGGAGAAAAACCUCAGCCUCUUAUGCAUUCAAAGAGAGAAGCUCUUUGCACCUUCUCUCUGUUCAGAAUGUAAGGGAGGGUGUCCAGUGCUGGCAUCCAUGGAAAUGUGGGCAUGAUUUUAGACUGGGGGUCUCAGUGCAAGCAGCAAUUGAGCAAAAUUGUGCACUGGAUUUUUAAGGGGAUUAUUUACUGAGACCUUCCAUGGGAACCAUAGGAGGUACUUGCAGGUAUGCUGGCAACCCUUGCUUGAGCUUUGUUUUCUUGCUCUCCCUGGUUAGAGUAAGUGGGUGCCUUCUUAGGUCCACGUACCUGUCUCACCAUCCUCUUUCAGCCCCGCUCCCCCGUCACUUCACUAUAAAUUACUUGUGCUCCAGAACAUAAACUACUUGCUCUGUGGAGGGAGGGAGGCUGUAUUGUGGUAGAGAAGUGUGGUCCCUUUCUCCUCCUACAUGGGUAAGUGGGGGAAGGGGCAAAACUGCUUGCUGGAUCUGCAGUGGACUGGAUCAUGCCCCAACUGCUUUUAUUUCUAGUACAUUCCACUGAAAUUCCAUUUUCCGUAUCUGGCUGAAGUGACACAGUAUUGAGUCUCUGUUGACUUUUCAAUGUUGUGAUGUUAUUUCCUGCUACUUAACAUAGUAACAAUGGUAAUUUGUCUCUACUGAAUACACCAGCAACUCUCAUGCCUUUGUUAAAGCUUCAGGGCAAUAGAAAUCUCUAAAAUGUUAUCCGUCUUCAAAAUACAAUUUAGGUCUCUUGGCAAACAGAGGAAGCAGGAGCAUUGAGAGCUGCUGUAAUGUACAUUGCAAUAUCUUACAAAUGUGGUUCAGACUAUAAUAUCCAAAAUAAAGUUUAUCUUACAACUCUGGGAGUUCCUUUCCUUUACAUUCAGCAAAAAAUGCACAAAAUGUCAGUUCUAUCUAGUGAUGGCACAGUGCAGGCAGCUCUCACACAACAGGUUUGAAAAUGGAACCAAAACAGAGAGAUAGGUCUAGUCUCUCCUGGCAACCUAUGGUGUUAGUAUUCAAUUAUGUUUAUAUAACUUGACACAGGAAGCAUUGAUCCUCAAGCCUCAACUUCUCUAUGUGUUGGCAUUCAUCUGCCUUGAGAGACAAUGGAGUGUGCCUCCAGGGGUGAAGUCAAACCGCUGUGCUAGCAGCACCAGUAACCUCCCCAGGGUGCAAGUCGUGGUGGUGUGUAUGGAGAUCCUGGGCUUCCCAGACAACGACCCCCUCUUGGCUUCACAGACGUAGUCCAAAGACAAGCAGAGCAAUAUGUUCAGCACCAGCUUGGCUGCAGGAGUUGCCAGAAGGAGGCAUGCAAGAUGGCAUCCAGCCCUUUUAGGGACUCCACUCCUGAUUUGUGUAGGGUUUACGCCUUAGCCUUUUCUUCUCCUGAAGAUAGCCCGCAAGGCAGCAAAGGUUUAGGAUAAGAGUUUUCCUUCUAGACUGGCUACCUUCUCAGGUUGACAAGCUCCAUCUGCCCCUCACUUCCCUCUACAGCACAUGCAGAAACUGCCCUGGUGGUGCAGGAGAGGGACCAGGCACUCACUUGCUCAAGGCCAUGCUGCGAAAAUACAAUUUCUUGUGAUGCAAGAUUUCGGCGAUAACCUUUAUCUAUAAAGCUUCCAUCACACUUGCCAACAAAGACCAGUCUAAGAACUUGGUGAAGAAAUAGGUUCAUCAGUGUGCCAACUUUGUUAAACAGAUACUAUUCCAUAGGUUCGCUAUUCCUCUGGAGAUGGGGAAAGGUUAGGUUGGUUGUUUCAUCAUAGCCUUGGGAGAGUUUAUAGUUGAUUCGGCAUGUGUUCCUGUUGAAGCCCUGGUUGAUCUGUGGAAAAAAUGAGAUAAACCAGAUAAUGGAUGCGAUCUCUUCUAAGUACACACCCUUGAAUGGCUUUCUGGUACCCCAGGGAACUUGGAGUAAUAGCAGCAGGGAUAAUUAGUAGAAUGUAAGUGGAGAAAGAUGUUGGGAUACUGCCAGGGAGAUAAAGUCCAUCAUGGCCCCCAAGCCGGCUGCUGGACGAUCCACCGAUCUCCCAUAGACAUGCAGUAUCUGCAAUUAGCGACAUGAGCUCCAGAAAUAGCCUGCCACAUUCUAGAGCCGAUGCACACUCUCUAUCAGCAGAUAAUGCACAGCAGAAGUCGCACUCAGGAGAGCAUUAUUUACAAGUUUUAUUCAGCGUUGAUCAGAACAAAGAAAAACAUGACUGCCUGCUUCAGUGUCUCUGACACAGAGAGAAACAAAAGCAAUAGAAAACAUAAACUUCCUGUGAACAGGAAAUGCGCAGACUCUGUGACUCACAAAGCCUGCUCCCUUUUAAGGUGGAACGGAAAUAUCCUAACAUCCUCCCCCUUUCCGUGUAACCUGUAGUACCUGUGGUUCAACCCAAUUGCAACCUCUGUACAUAAACCUUAAGUUGUUCUCUGUUAACAACCUUAGACAACAGAUCAGCAGGAAUUUCAUUUCCUGCCAUGUAGGACACCUGAAUGAGUCCUUUCUCAAUACACUCUCUUGCACGAUGUAGCUUAAUCUGCAAGUACUUGGUUCUUUGCUUGCAACUCUCUGAGUUCAGCAAAGCCAAACAGGAUCUAUUGUCUUGAUACACUUGUAUAGGACAUUUCACAGAAACUCUGAUGUCCUUAAACAGUCGCAUCAACCAUUCACAAUCCAUGAGUGAAAAUGACAGAGCAUUGAGUUCUGCUUCACAGGAACUUAGGCUCACUGUCGUCUGCUUCCUGCACAGCCAGUCAAACAAACAGUGGUUGUACAUGUAGCAUACUCCAGAAGUGCUUGUACCAUCCAUGGUGUCACUUCCAAAACUUGCAUCUGCAAAGAUUUCAAGACCUCCAGUCUUCUGACUGGUGAACCUCAGCCUGUAGUGCAAAGUCCCUUUUAAAUAGCGGGCUAUGCGCUUCAGAGCUUUCCAAUCCUGAACAGUAGGAUUGUUAGCAUGUCUGCUAAGCAGGUUAGUGCUUACAGCAAUGUCAGGUCUUGAGCAUCUAGCAAUGAAAUUCAACUUGCCUAGAAUGCAUCUGUACAGCGUUGUGUCAGAAAACGCUUCAGCAGUACUAUCUACCUGGUAACCUGUCACCAUCGGUGUGUCUGCUGGGUUUGCAUCAACCAAAUUCAACCUGGUUAAUACAUCAGCAAUUUUCUGUGUUUGAUGUACCAGAAAAUUACCUGCUUGGUCCCUCUCCACCUGCAGAGAAAGAUAGUUGGAUACCUCACCAAGAUCCUUCAUGUCAAAGUGCUCCUUCAGCUGAGCUAGGGUGCUUUGGUACAAAGCCUGAUUCUUCCAAAACAUCAGAAGAUCAUCAACAAAACAUAAACAAUACAGUUUGUUUUGCCCCUCCUCCCUGACAAACACACAUGGAUCAGCUUUGCCCUGGUGAAAACCUAGAGAAAGCAAUGUCUCAGUGAGUUUUGUGUUCCAACACCUGGCACUCUGCUUGAGACCAUAUAAGGAUUUCCGCAGUUUACAGACCAUCCCCUUCUGUAUCUGCAUCCCAUCAGGUGGAAGCAUAAACAGCUCCUCGUCCAAAAUCCCAUACAAAAAAGCUGUAUUAAUGUCAUGAUGGGAAACAUGCAAUUUCUCCUCUGCAGCUAUCUUGAGCAUCAGCCGAAUGCUCUCAUAUUUGACGGUGGGAGAGUAGGUCUCGUGGUAAUCCUGUCCUGGUACCUGUGAAAAACCUCUGGCAACCAAUCUGGCUUUGUGUCUAACAACCUUGCCAUUCUGGUCUGUCUUGGCCUUGAAGACCCAUUUGCUGCCAACCAGUCUCAUUCCUGGGACUACCGGUACCAGUUCCCAAGUUUGGUUCCUUUUCAAGGAAUCAACUUCAGCCUUCAUGGCAUUUAGCCAAGGCUCAGCAUCUUUAGAGGUUAACUCCUGAACCUCUUUGAAGCUUGAAGGUUCCCACACCUCUGAGCUACUAAGAACAGCAGUUGCUGUCUUAGCAAACUCAUCAGCAAAUCUCUUUGGAGGUCUGCCCUUUGUGGCUCUUUCAGAUCUGUGUACUAGACGCAAGUCUUCUGGACUCAUCUCCUCCUUCUUAGGAGAAAAGUGACCAAUGGUGAACAGUGGUUCUUCCAGUUCAUUGUCAGAUGCAUCAGAUGGUCUGACUGAGGCCUUUGCGCUCUUGUAGUCUGCUGUGUCAUCACUGUCACUGACACCAGCAGCAGCGCCGCCCACUGAGCUGGAAUCCGAACUCUGCUCAUCAUCCUCAGCUUCCUCAGCUUCCUCAACAUUAUCUGCUUUCUUCACAUCACCUUCAUCCUCCUCUGGGUAACUCUGGAAAAUUCCCACAUUUCCCCCCCACUUAGGAUUGUACUCAACACUCUUUGUGAACUUAAUGGACUUAGAGUCAGUCAUCCAUACCCUGUAUGCUCCUUUUUCGUACCCCAUGAACAAACCAUGUGUCCCACGCUUCCCAAGCUUGUUGCUCUGUGGGGGGUGUACCCACAUGUCAGAACCAAAGAUUCUCAUGUGCUUGAUGUUGGGUUUCUUACCAAACAUCUUCUCAUAGGGGGUACAACCAAUAGGUGAUGACAAUCUCCUGUUAAAAGUGUAAACAAAGGUCGACAGAGCCUCCCCCCAAUACUUAUCAGGGAGAUUGGCAUCAUGCAACAAUGUUUUCAUUCCUUGCAGCAACGUUUGAUUUGCUCGCUCCGCAAGUCCAUUCAUCCAUGGUGAUCUAGGCGUUGACAAGUCAUGCUGGAUUCCCUUCUCAGUCAGAAAAGCUUCAAACUGCUGAGAAGUGAACUCCCCGCCCCGAUCAGUAAAGAGACAGCCAAUACGUUUACCGUGAACAUUCUCCAACCAAGCACAGAAUGCCUUGAACCUAGGAAACGCUUGCGAUUUCUGCUCGAGCAUAAACACAUGAAUGUACCUGGAAAAAGAAUCAAUUAGAACCAUGAAGUACCUUGCUCCACCCAAAGAGGGCGCAAGCGGACCAACCAGGUCUGCGUGGACUAGCUGGUAGGGUUUGGAAGCCUGCCUGCUAGACUCCUUGCCUUUUGGAGCAACCUUCACCUUGUUCUCUGCACAAGAUACACAUUUCAUGCGAAACUUACAGCGUUUGAUGUUCAAACCCUCAACCAACUUAGGCAUCUUGGCCAGCGCCUUCCAAGACAUGUGACAAAAUCUUCUGUGUGCAUCAUGAAUGCAUCCUGCAUGAAGAACUUUGUUAGUCUGUGCAACACAACAAGAAUCAACAUUAGACACAACAGCACCAUUGUCAUCAUAAGUUAUACAGAACAAUCCAUCUAUAAACUUUGCAUGCAAAAUGUCCUCUUUGCCUUUCCUGAUGACACAGACGCUCCUCUUGAAGGAAAUCUCAAAGCCACGCCCAGUAAGCUGUGGGACACUGAGCAAAUUGUCUGCAGCACCUGGAACAUACAGUACAUCUUUGAUGGUCGUGUACAGACUUGCCAGUCUCACAGUCCCUUCUCCUGCAAUUCGUAACAUCUUUCCGUCAGCCAGGUGGAUCUCACCUUCUUGAGGUUUGAAGGAGAUAAAGAGAUGCCGGUCUUUUGUCACAUGGCGGGUGCAUCCAGAAUCAAUAACAAACCUGGCCUUGGCCUUUGGAGCAGCUUUUCCAGCAAGCAAAACCUUGUUUUCCACCGGCGUGGGCUUUUGCUGCUUGCCCCCCUGCUCCUGGCCAUCAAACUUGCCUUUAGCCUUUGGUGAAGCUAUGCCAGCAAACAAAGCCUUGUUUUCCACUGGCGUGGGCUCUUCACCCCCCUUCUGCUUCGGGCCAUCUGCAGGCAUCUUGCUCUGUUUACCUCUGGCCUUCUGGCCUCUGCAAAGGCGAUGACCUUGGUUCUCACGAGAAACAGAGUUCUCAGCUGCCGACUCCUUGGCUCUCCCUGGAGGCU